This is a messenger RNA of Porites evermanni, 15638 nucleotides long. Lineage: Eukaryota; Metazoa; Cnidaria; Anthozoa; Scleractinia; Poritidae. The record is from the annotation of a GenBank genome assembly.
AUGUUAGCUCCGAAAGCGGCAAAAUCCGACAAAGGGCAAAUCGACAGUGAUCGAGCUCCAAACGGGUCAAGCUCAGAUUUCUCUGAAGAUGAUACUCCUCUCGCCGUACGAUUGAACACGCAAGGAACUAGCAGGCCGAAUGACACAGGAAAGCCACGUAUAAGGCCUUUUUUAUCUAAGAGAGGGGCAAGCUUUGUUAUUCCCCGGAAAAAGAAACAGACAAACGGUAAUGCUUACUGAGAUUUGUUGCUGAUUUGUUACGUUGAUCAUUUCCAAACUCGUCUGAUUUUUCACGUUUAACCAAUGCAAAUAAGCUCAUACCAUUUUAUACUUUUCCUUGCAAAUCAGAACUUCUCCAGGUUUCAGAUUUUAACUCGAGAGAUGGAAAAGAGUUGCUUCGAAAUGUGGAGCAGUCGUACAGAGAUCCAGCUUUGGGAGCGACGUUCAAGUUUGAAAAACUUGAGCUCGUACAUAACGAUAAAUUGUCCGCAGAGGUAAAAACAAAUAUUGUUUGAACCAAUUUUUACUUUCUGUAAACAAAACAGCAUCAUUUGAUCUUUAUGUAUCAUUUACGUCUGUUAUUACAUGUUCUAUCCCUACAGUAUCAAGAAAAGAAGCAAUCAAUGAGAAAUGAAUGGCGAAAUGCACGAGAACUUGAAGACAAAUUUGCGUUCCUGUACACGCUUGAACGCAACGAGGUAUGUUACGUUCUUUAGGUUACUUUACCGACGACACCUUUGUAGUUCUGCAAACAUAAACUGCACUUAUAACUUAGCCGAUUCAUUCAUUUCCAGUUGGAUUUGGCAGUUUACUUCUCCGUUAUUUUUAUUUUGCUAGUGGGCAUAUUAAAAUGUUGAUGAUUUCCAGGUAGUUUUUAAGCGCUUACGAACGAAAAUUAUUUUAAUUUUGUCAAGAGUAGACGCGUUAUUUCGUGAUUUUCGGCAUAUUUAUUCCGCUUGAUAUCUAAGAAUGAUAAGCUUAGAUUGAAAGAUGACCAGUUUUAGAAAAGAAUACGUUUCAUGAGAUGAGUUGAGGUUGAAGAGGGCGCCACAGCCUACACGUUAUUAAAAUAUCGUAUGUUUGUGUCUUCGGUUUCCAGAAAAAUUCCUUGUUUCCUUUCCUGUUUUUCUGCCCUUUUUAAGGAAUGAAUUUAAUUACUGCUCAGUUUAAGCAUAAUUAUUUUUUAAGAGCUUAACCAAAGGCGUUGUCAAGUAAGCCAUUAUCUGGAAAACCAUCUGUUCAUGUUAGGGUGGCAUGAUAUUUUUUUUAACAGAAUACAGCUUUGCACGUAGUUUGUUUGGAAACGUUUUGGAUAAAACCGAAAUUUUAUCUUGAAGUAACAAGCAAUGAUCAAAUUAGAGGAUCAGUAAAAAUAUUGAAGAAAGUGAAUUUAUCUGGAAACCAUCUGCCAUGCUGUUGUCCAUAUCACAGCAGGUGGUUUUGUAUUAUUUUUGUAGAUUAUUUAGUGUAGCAUUGCAAUAUUUUAAUUCUGAAAAUGUUUGUAUGUAAGUAGUUUGUAUUUUAUCAGAAACGCAUAAGGGGUUGACCCCUUAUGAGUUUCUGAUUUUAUAUAGAACUGAAAAUAGUAGUUGUAUGAACUGUAAGGUAAAUGUGAUCAUACAAAUGUUGUCAGUUGGUUUCUGCAAAUUAAGCGUACAUGUAUAUCAGGUGCCUCAUUUAUAUGCUGUCUUGUUUUGUUUGCCAUUAUACAGUGAAACCUGUAUUAAGCGGACACCCUCGGGGAAUGCUGUAGUGUCCGCUUAAUACAGGGCAACCGCCUAAUACAGGUUUCAAUAGAAAACGUCAUAUGAGGUGUCAAAUGCCAUUCAAAUGAACAGUGGAAACGUUUACAAUACUCCCAGAGACUAUGAUGAUAUACGUUUGCAUUAAUUACUUUAUUUAAAUUGACCAGUUGAUCAAAGUACCACAAACAUAGAUUGCAACUCAAAUUUGAAGACAUCAGAUGAGUGAAACAAGGUCUAUACAAACAAAACAAAAUAGAAAACAUAACUGUCUUGUGAAACUAAUCAAAUAAGUUAGUCAAGUCACUUUUUUUUAAGGUAAAAAAUUUUCGCAUUUUCAGUGUCUGGCAUGUUGGGUGGUGGAAUUUAAUUACAAGUGUCCGUUUAAUACAGGUUGGAAACAAUAGAAAUGACCAUUUCAGGUACUUUUUAGGUGUCCGUGUCCCCUUAAUAAAGGUGUCCACUUAAUAAAGGUUUCAUUUAAAGUAAAUAAGGAAAAUAAAUUUGGGGACUUCGGCUACUGUCUGCUUAAUAGAGGGUGUCUGCUUAAUACAGGUUUCACUGUAUUGACCAGCAAUCCAUGCAUAUGGACUGUCUUUCAUUUUCAUUGGAAAGUUGUUGAUUAUGCAGAUUGUGCUGCCAAAUCAUAUCAAUAGUGGACAAAUUUCCUCUAUACUUGAGUCUUAGGGGGUUUUUACAUGAGAAAACUCGUACCAGCGCAAGUUUCAUACCGGGAUGACUUUUUCAUUUUGUAUCGCGUUUACAUAAUGCCUGGGUCAUUUCAUAUCUCAAUAUUUGAAGGUACACUUCAAGUUGAUAAAAUACAUAUGUGAUUCAAAAUCGCAAACAUUGCGCAUGCGCUACCCAUUCCAGUCUAUCAGCAGACUGAUUUCACACUGAAACGUGUGGUCAGUGUGCAUUUACAUGAUACCGUUGCGAGAUUUCGUACCAGAGUGAAAUUCUCACCCCAACAACCAGGGUGAACUCACACCAGGGUAAUUUGCCCUGGCAUGACAUUUUAUGGUGGUAUCAUGUAACAAAUGUAGAGCCAUGAGAGGUUGCAUUUUUUGUAUGAACCCUGAGGGAGGUGAGCGAAGGUGAUGAAAAGUUUUAAAAAAUAUAAUCACUGCAUUGGUGUAUUUUACAAUUUUACUGUUAUGAGUGACUGAAUUGGUAGAAGUAAGGGUGAAGGUGGAAACUGCACUUUUGCAUGGAUAGAAUUUAGCCUAUUUCUUCACACCAUAGUAGUGAACACUUACAUCUUUAACAGGCUAAGAGAAUAUGCGAGUUGGGACUGGAAGUCGGUUCAUCAUCUCUAUCUUGUCUGGGUGACCCUUCAAUGGGUAAGCAACUAAGUACCAACACAUUUAUUUGUAUGUCGUGGUGACGAUUCUAACAAUGACAUAACUAAAUUUAAACCUGAAAUCUUUGGUGUCCAAGAGGGUACUUCUCUCCUGUUUGAUAAUAAUAAUCUUAUUAAACUCUUUCUUGUUUGAAUUUUCCCAUGAACAAUUAAACAAUUUUGCUACUUAUUCCUCUUGUCUAAAACAGGUUUUAGGAUCUGUUUUUGUAAAUAUCAAGGCUCUUAUCAAGAACUGGGGGCCAAAAAUGUUUACCUGGGCCCAGUUUGUCAAAAGAUGGUUAAGCAUAACUCAGGAUUAAGCCAAAUUUUAAGCAAGGAUUUCUCGUCUAAGAACAUGUAACUCAAGUGUACAUAAUGCAGGAGAGCCUUUACUCCAAGGUACAUUAAUGUUAACACAAAAUGUUACUCUAAGCAAUGCAUAGGAAGGUAAAUACACAAAUGGAACAAAAUUUAAUCCUGGAUUAGCCCUAAUAAGCCUUUCAAGAACCAGGCCCUGGCUUUCAAUUUUAUUGAUAGAAAAACAGUGGGUCAACAACAAAACAGUGAAUAACAAACACCAGGCUAUAACCCUAAAACGUCUUCAGGAGAACUUUUUUGCCUUUGAGCACUCAGUUCUGCUGGUUAGAGCCAUCACAGCUUAGUCAUCACUGUUUAUCCUUUUUGCCAGGUGUUUACCUUUGCCGUCAUGCUGAUGUAAUUUCCAGGAAACCUCUACCUCUUGCUGCUCUGGGAUACUUGAUUAUUUUCAAAGUCAUUAAGGUUUGUGUUACAACCACUUCAUUGCCUUAUUAACAAACAUGUUUAAGUGAAAUUCCUUACCAAGUUCAGUUCUUUUGAGCUUUCACUAGACUUCUGUUGUUUAUUAAUAAUUAAUUAAUUUUUUAUGCCAUCAUUCAUUCACUUAGUGAUAAAUUUAAAUUUAUGUGUACAAAUUCUCACAUUCAUGGCUGUAUACACAUCCACAAUGUUACUGAAAUGUUACAUCACUAUUCUUAAACUACUCAGCCCUCGUAUCAUUGUCUUGCUACAACAAAAUUAUUCAUGCAAAUCAUUAUGGUAAAGACAAUGUUUGAACAUAUCCUAAUACACAUAUGCUUUGCAUCAGAACUGCUCUUCAAGGUUUUUAAAUGUAAUUUUAUUGCACCUUAUGUUUGCAGGGCAAGGUGAAACCUGUCACAGAAAGAACAGCUGGUACAGACUUGCUUGAACCAACACCAAACUUUGAUUGUCAUAUAUCAAGAUCCAUUCAAAACCUUCCCGCCAACACUCCACUUAGCCAACUGUUUGAUUAUUCCCAGGUACUUCUGUCUUCUCUCAGCUUCUUACCUGUCUUUGCAACAGGCUUUAAUCCUGGUUCUCAUAUGCCCCUGUUGUACCUGCGACAUAGCCGUGAAUACUGCCUGCAUUACUGCUUCGACGUAUGGGAACAUGCACUGCCAUUAACAAGAAACAUUGCAUGUCUUUACCUCUGGAAUGCCUGUGAAGUUGAACCCAUGUCAACUUUGUAGGUAUGUCAGCAGUAAAGACUGGGAUGGCCUCUGUUAACAGAAACUUCUGUUUUCAUAUGGGAACAGUAUCCAAGGUAGUAUUGGAGGCUACAUCUUAGGGUGCUUGACGGCAUAUGAGAACCAGGCUUAAGAGCUAAUAUAAGUGGUGGCUAGAAGGGUGAAGGAAGCCUUCAUGUGUUCGCUGAGAAAAGGAGUUCUUGUUGUACCCCUACAGGGUUAUUUUUCAAAUUGGUCUAUGUCAAGGCACUUGGACAAGGUUUCAAGAGUAACUGGGUUGCCCAAAAUAGGCAGCUAUCAGUACAAUUCUUUGAGAAUAACAAACUUAAGAAAAAGCAGUCACAACAAAAAUUAAUGAUUUACAUGUAAUAAAUAUUAUAUUCUGAGACCUGUUACCUGAGAUCAGGUAAGAGUUAGGAAAAAACACAGAGUAGUCGUACUGAUACUGCUGAUCAGGAUGUACUCCCUAUAUACAUGGACAUUACAGAAAUGAAACACUUUUAGUUGACUUAAACUAACACACUGCUCUCUUAUUUAUUUUCAGUAUUAUUUCUAUGAGUUUGCUGAAGAGGGUGAUGAUUUGCAUGUUAAGCGACCGCGGCAGUGUCUGCCUUAUGCUGUUAUAACGUUCAGUCUUGGAGAUUUCUCUACAGCUUUUCAGGAAUUAUCAAUUGCACAAGUGAGUUCAUUUAUUUUGGUCAUUUGCUAGUGUCAUCUGUCAGUUGGUAUUCUGAGUUUCUAAUGUUUCAUUUGAACUACCUGUAUGAAAUGAUAAUGAUGGUGGUAAUGACAAUGUCAAAGCUCAGUAGGUCUAACCCUUUAAGCCCCAAUAUCCACGUACAAAUUCUCCAAACUGAUCUCUAUACAUUUCCGUCAAGAAGAAGUUUGGAUAAUUUGAUAAAUGAUCAAGGCAUUUUUCCUUAGGUGAUCAUUUUUAUUAAUUCUCAUAACCUAAUCUCUUGACAAUGUAUGGAUAUCGUUAGGAGAAAAUUGACAUUAGUUACUAUUGGGACUUAAAGGGUUAAUCAGCAGGGCCCAGUUGUUCGAAGGCCAAUUAGCGCUUAACCUGGGGGUUAAAUUUAACCCGGGUUUCUCUUUCGUGUGUUCAAAAGAAUUUUCUCGGAUAAUUUUCUCUGUUUUUUUUAGAGCUUCCAAUCAUCAACGUGUUGACAAAAAGAAUUAAAAUGGAAAUGCUUUUUAAACUUUCAAAUCUGAAUUCAAAUCUCACACUAACCCUGGGUUAUCUUAACCCAGCUUUGAACAACCCAGCCCAUAACAUCAACUCUGCACUUGCAUUUACCUUCCUGUUACAUUUGAUUUCUUUGCAAUCCCUGCUUGACCAGGUUAUAAAACUCUCUAAUGUGACUUUUAAUGGAGGAUGUGCAAAGACUUUCACUUUUUCUUUUGAAACUUAGAUGUGGUGUCUUGACCAGGUUAUUAAACUCUCUAAUGUGACUUUUAAUGGAGGAUGUGCAAAGACUUUCACUUUUUCUUUUGAAACUUAGAUGUGGUGUCUGAUAAUUAACUCUUGGAAAAAUAAAUGAGUUUUGACUUGUUGUCUUUGCUUCCCAUGUUGAUGCAGUUGCAUUAACUCCCUGAUGUUGAUUGUUGUUGUCUCUGCAAAGCCGCUUAGUAGGAGACAAUAAUUGAAGAGCCUGGCAGUAAAAAGGCAGAAUUUGCUAUUUUGCUGUGAACUCCAAAUGGACUUAAAUGUGGCACAAACCUCUGUUUAUCAUGUACUUAGUUUAAAGAAAAAUUUUAAAUACCAAAAACUAGCAUAUUACUGUUGUGUCAAUUACUGCCAGAUAAAGCAAAGCAUUUAAAAAGUUUCUGUUUGUUGUAAGUUGAGAAAAUAUGGGAUGAAAACAAGUCCUACCAUCAUCUUGCUUCUUGAUAUAAAAUUAGUGUUGCUCAGCUUCUUUUGUUUGUUUGUUUUUUUUUACAGGGCUGUCAUUAAGGGAUCCCCCCCCCCCAGCCACAAGAGAUAAAAGAAAUCCCUAGGCUAGCUGUUUGUUUCCUGGCCUCCUUGUUAUAUUUACUCAGCAAUUUGAAAUCUUGACAGCCCUAUGUGUCUGUUGUUAAUGCUACUAGAUUUACUUUGAAAUUGCAUAGAAAGACUUCCAAACUGAGCAAUGCCAGUGUGUAAUUUUAUAUUGUCUCUUAAAGGAUGAGAUGCCAAGCAAAGAAAACAGUGGGCUUUUAGGCACAAUCCCACCUUUAAUGAGACCAAGCACAAGUAAGUUUUAAAGGGACUGGUUCACGAUAAUGCACAUGUGUGAGUUUUGACAGUAGCUGAUUGUUUUUCAACCAAUCGGAAGCGAGUUUGAUGCACGCAAGUAAAUUUACAAAAUUCAAAUUAAUUGUUCCUGACGCGAGAGUAUUUCCGGGCAUUUGGUUUGAUUUUAUUUAUCCCCAUAAUUCAAGUUUAUUCUUUGCUACUCCUCAGAUAUAUGUUGCAGCCGAUAAGAAAUUUACCAACGUGUAUUUUUACGAGGUCGUACCCACGCUAACAAAACAGUCACCGAUCGGCAAACAAAAUUUGUAAACAAACAUCUUAUUACUGUUCUCUCAGUUCGCCUUAUAUAAACCCAGAAAUACCUGCAAAUAGCGCUUGACCGGUGACAAAAACACACAACAUAUGAGUAUAAAGAUUAUGUCAAUUGCUUAUCAGAAAUGAACAAAUUCAUUCGCGUUGCAUCGGGUCAGUGUUCCGCAAAACAAAUGUUAUCGAGUAGCACACAAAAAAGAAACUAGAUUAUAAACAGAAUAUUCAGGCAAUAAUUUAUUUUAAAAACAUCAAUUCUUAAACAUAUACGAUCGUAAAGGAAAGAUACAAGGAACAUUUCAAGUGUACCAGAUCGGUGAAGAUCGUGCGGCCUGUUGCGGUAUAACUACAGGUCGGAGUCAAAAAUCAAAUCAAAGUUGAAUGAACUCAUGCCUUUAACCUCUUUCCAAGUGUUGUGUAUUGUUUUCGUAUGCCACGCAGUACUGCUAGAACCAUACCAGAUCGGUAGGCUAAGCUUCUCUAUCUCCAGAGACUCUUGAGGACGUCUUGUUGCCGGGCGGCCACGAUGCUCUUCUGAACCUCCAUGAUCGAAACAUUAUUUUUUGCAUCUUCUUAAAACGCAACCAGUCAAACGACACAACCACACGUUAAUCACCCCUACUGAAGUAUAACUAGACCAGCCAAAGCGACGGAUGUCCGAAUAAAACGAAGGAUUUUCAAUGAUUGUACCGGUAGUGGCGAUUUCAAAUUUAGUGUUGACCCGACAAAUUUAUUCUGAAGAGACAAACGGCGCGCAUGCGCAUUAUCGUGAACCAGUCCCUUUAAUGUUUGACUCUCGGGAAUUUUGCAGCAUCAUCAUGUUUAGUUUUCACUGAAUGCAUAUUAGUGACCUUUAGUUUUUAAGACAAGGAUGACUUUCAGGACAAGAUUUUCUCAAUACUAAGGAUUGUACGUGUGUGGACCAACUUCAUUUUGACAGAAAAUGGAAUAGCUGUCGUUAUUUUUAGUGAGAAUGUCGUAGUGGCGGAACAGGUCAUCACAUUGUUAGAAGUUUUAUCAUUUUGCGACUGGGAGACGGCUUCACCUCCUUCAAUAAAAAUAACUGUGCUGACUUUUCAAGUGGAAAAAAGUACAAGGAAGCUGUUAUGGGUGUCUAGUUUUUGAGGAUAUGCAAAAUACCUUUAGUUGAAUCUUGUCCUAAUGGCCGAACUGUUGCAUUGGAAUUUGAGGGUACAUGACACAUCUCAAGGCUUUAAACCCAAAGAAAGGAGUUAUUAAGAAAAUGGAGCAUAAAUGGUAUUUCAUGCAGGUGUUUAUCUCACGUAGCUGUAGAAAGACCAUAAAAACAACUAAUAAGCACUACAUCUUGGCACUUGACUGUCAAACGCAGAUCACCAAACUUGUUGUGCUGGUGGAUUGUUGACACUUGUGUAAGGAGUUACUUGAGACAUUCCCUUGUUCUGCAUUAUCAAUUUGUGUUAGUGUGUAACUGAUAUUGUCCCUCACCAUUACCAGGAAUUGUGGAAAACAGACAGGGAAGAACCAGCCAUGUUCUGUGGACUGGAAAGAUUUCCAACAAGGAUAGGAUCUUGGCCAACGCUCAGCUUGUCUGCCACUCUUUCCAGAAAAUCAAACUCCCUUUUGACAUGUAAGUUCAUACUUAACAUGAACAUCAUCUUUCUCCUUUUAGUUAUGUGGCAUUGUGUUUGUCAUUUACAGAAGCAUUUUGAUGAUUUCUUUUUCCAUUACAAGUCCCUCCCGCCCACUCCUGGUCAAAUAUUAUUGUAAGUCAUUCUAACAAACACAUUUUCAUUUCAUUUUUAUUGAUCAUUCAGAAUUUACAAUUUUGUUUUCUCACUACCCACAUAGCUGGGCAGCGUCAGUGUUACAGGUCAAAAUUAAAUUCAGGUUAAAAUCUUUUAACCUAGGUUGAUUCUAAAUUUUCUUUUUCUCCUAGUCCUAAUUCACGAAUAAGUAGGGCUAGGAGACAAAGGAAAUGGAGAUUCAACCUAGGUCAAAACAUUUUUACAUGAUUGAAAUUUUGACCUGUUACAUCAAAACAAAAAACAAUCUGGCAAGUGACAACUGAAUGCCUCCCUGUAAGCAGUAACUUACAGCAACUAAAACACAGCACAGUAAAAGAUGUUAUCAAGCAGUUUACACUAGACAGAGAGAAAACCUGGGUACAUAAAUAAUUCCUCUUUGAUUUCCACUUUCAAUUUUUUGUUUGUAUUUUAGUGGUGAAAAGAUUGUGAUGAAAGAGAAAAUCUCCUUUGAUCAGCUGAGGCCACUCUUAACCUUCCCACUUUUUCGUGCUGGUCCUCCAGUAGAAACAAAAAUCUGUAAAGGUGAGUUAAUAGUAUGAUCAUUAAUUGUGGAGUAUUUUGGUUUUUAUGAACAUCCUUUUUGCUCUACUUGUAAUACAAUGUAAGUUAUGUUGAUCAGAAUAAUAUGUAGUGUAAAUCUUGGAUAUGGAGUUAGGUAUGGGAAAAGAGGUUUUUUUUUGCAAGGGUGGGGGAGAGGGUUGUGCAUUUACAACCAAGGAACUUCCAAGGUCCACCCAUGUCAUCCCUUUGUUUUUGAGCCACCAAUGCACAUCAGAGAAUCGUAGACAGUCCUGGAAAUUUUAACGUUAAUAUUUUGAGUCUGAUCCCAAGAGGCAGGUGAAAUUGCAUGCUUUCAGUUAGUUCUAACACUAUUAUUUAUAAUUAUUGCUUUAAAAUCAAUUAAUAUUUUGUAGCAUCCAUGGCUGGUGAUAAAAGUUUCUUUUUGCACUGUGAUCUACUCCCAGUGGAAGACGAUCAUGGAAAGAUAAAAAAACUUGUCAAGUUUUUUCAAGAAAGAAAUUGGGUAAGUUAAUAAUUUAACUACAAAUGUAAAUAUUAAAAAAGAACAAGGUUUGGACCCUCUGACGGUCAUUUUCAAGUUCAGAAUAACAAGUAAAAAAAGUAGCAUGUGUUUAUAUACACUUGUGAAUGGACUUAUGAGAUACUGACUUAAAAGCUGUCAAGUAUUUAUAUAAUCAAAAGAAGCAAAGAUAACACAGUGAACAGUAAAAGUGAUGCUAAGAACGAUAAAAGAUAUGUAAAAGUGAAAUAAUCAAACAAAUAACUUCACACGGAUCGAGUUGCAUUGUUUCACUCAAAAUAUAAGAACAUGCUGAUUUUUUACUUGUUAACCGGAACUAGAAAAUGGCCGCUUGAUGAUCGAAACAUCAUCCUUUUUUAACGUUAACUUUUAUGGUUAAAUCCUGUUAGAAAAAUUUGUUGAUUCAAAGUUAAUAAUAAAUUAACUAACAUAGCAUCUGCUGCAUCUGGUUUCACAGAGGUUGUCGUGACUAGAGCUGGUCGCUUACAAGAGUGGUCGCAAGGAGAACUUCGACUUUAUUUACUUAAUAAUCCCAUAAUACAUUUAUAUACCAAGUCCCUCACGAUUUGAAAGCCAGCGAUGAUGAUUAUAUGACAGGACAUUAUAUGGGAGACAUUGGGUUGCCUUGGUUUUCAAGAUUGCUAAUUGAAGAUGUAUUAAGUUUGUGUUAAUGAACAGACGUAUGUGUCUAACUUCUCAACAUUGUCUCUCAACUUUGUCUCAAAUUGCAGGCUGGUAUUGUUAAAUGUCCUGAUGCUAACAGAGUCAUUUUCCUUAUACCCACCUCUCAAGUCACUCUGGAUCUUGGUAAGUUUGCUUUAUUCCAUUUUAUGUGAAGCACAUUUUCUGACACAGAUGGUAAUAGCACAGCUACAAUGAGGGACAAAAGUGUUGACACACUUCCAUAAAAUGGCCCCUUUUUGCAUAGUGGAUAUACUUAUCCCCUUCCCCUGUCUACCCCAACCCCUUCCCCCCAAAAUCAAUGUUGAAUUUUGGACCCUCAAGUCUUUUUUUUACUUCAGACAACAUUGAUUCGGGGGGUCGGGGGAUUUACGGCGUUUAAAAGGAAUGAAAUAAUAAAUGAAUGAAAUGUUUGUUAAAAGCACCCGUUUUAAACAAGUGUGUCAACUACUUUUGUCCCUGAUUGUAGUUUCUACUUGUAACAGCUAUUUGGUUUCGUCCUCAAAAUUUGCUGUUUUGGCGUGGAAGUAAAAGAUUAGAAUGGGCCAAGGUCUGAGCAACCAGUAAAUGAAAGGAGAGACCAACUGCACUCUUCUUUCUCUUGUAUAAUAGUUUGAAAGUUCUGAAACAACCUGUGGUCUGUUUCCUCUUUCCAGUAUUCACCCUCACAAUGGUCUUGCAGGUGUAACAUACAAUUAUUAUUGGGAACAUCAACGCAAGUGUUUUUUGUGUGCUUUUCCUUUUUUAAAUUAAUGUGUUUAUUUAUUUUAUCUCAUAGGAAUCACCACAGUAGAUUCUCCUGCAGCUCUUCAUGUUCUUCUUUUUGUAAAUACACAGAAAAAAUCCAAAGGUGAGAUAGGUAUUAUUAACCCUUGCACUGCCAAAUAUUGCCAAAAGGAAAACUUUAGUUUCAAAAUUUCAUCUAGAGAGUGGUUAUAUCGCUAUGCAGUAACUCACAUCCUGUAUUUAUUUUUGAAAUUAGUGCUUACUCUUUGUUAGACCAUGGAAGGCAGGGUGCUGAUCUGUAGAGGGAGAGAUCAUAGGUUUGAUCCCCUGUGUCCAGGACUGAAGAGACUGGUCUCUCAGGGAGAGUAGCCAGUCAUAUAUCCUGAAAUCCUCCUAUUUUUGUUCUAUUUGACUCAUUUUCCAAGUUAGAGUAGCUUGCUGAAUUUAAUGCAUUAGCCAGUUAAAAAAGUUUUUGCUGUCCAGGUCAUAAUAAUUAUUGUGUUGGAUCAAGGAAACAGUGUUUAAUGAGGAUACUAUCUCUUAUUAUUUAUCUCAACCUUUUUUUGUAUCUUCCCUUUUUAUUUAAAGACCCUUCAGUGAGAGAGGACAGCUCCAGAGAAGUGAAGACAGUCAUUCAAAUUCAAGAUGAGCUGAAAAGAUGUUUUAGUGAUAUCAGAGAGAUCCCCACUGAACAGAAAAGACUGAGCCUGGACUCUGUAAUACCCCAGGACAGGACUUCACAGGAUUCUAAAGGACCAGAGUUUGUUAAGGAGUUAACAAAUGAGCAAACAGCGUCAUGGAAAUAUGCCGUCGAAAACUGGCUUAGUAGACCACAUCCCUUACACCACCCAGCUCCUGUUGGUACAGCUAAAACAGCUGAUAAGCUGCCUUCUCCUUUACUUAGCAUUCCAAAGACUAGAGAACAACAAGCAGUAAUGUCACAAAAUAAGUUCAAUCAAGAUGUGCAAAUUUGUCAGACAGGAGGUGCAGAGCAACAGAGAGCAUUUGCCAGAACACAAGCUGAUGAUGGAAUAUCCUCGCAAUUGAAAGGUGACAGCAGAGUACGGGAGCAGAACACCGGACCCACUCUUGUGCCCCUAGUGACAAAGAAAGCAGAACAUAGAGAGGAUCAGACAGGAAGUGCAGAGCAACAGAGAGCAUUUGCUAGGACACAAGCUGAUGAUGGAAUAUCCAUGCAAUUGAAAGGUGACCACCGAACACCAGAGCAGGACACCAGACCACCUCUUGUGCCCCUGGUGACCAAGAAAGUAGAACAUAGAGAGGACUGGACAGGAAGUGCAGAGCAACAGAGAGCAUUUGCUAGGACACAAGCUGAUGACGGAGUAUUGAGGCAACUGAAAGGUGACAGCAGUAUAGGGGAGCGGGACACCAGACCACCUCCUGUGCCCCUGGUGACAAAGAAAGGAGAACAUAGAGAGGACUGGACAGGAAGUGCAGAGCAACAGAGAGCAUUUGCUAGGACACAAACUGAUGAUGGAGUAUUGAGGCAACUGAAAGGUGACAGCAGUAUAGGGGAGCGGGACACCAGACCACCUCUUGUGACCCUGGUGACAAAGAAAGUAGAACAUAGAGAGGACCCCAGACUCAAGAGACAUUCAGUUGAUGGUGAACCUAGCCCAGAAUUAGAAUCUCCUAAUCCAGUCAAAGGUAAUGACAGUAUGCCAUAUAAUGCACAGAAUGCACUAAUGGCACAAGGUGUGAUUUCUUCUUCUGUCUCAACAUCAACUUCAUCAGUGACAAAUCAGCAAGUCAAUUAUCAAGUGAAUGAUGAUUUUGUUAGAAGUGUUUUGGGGAAAUUACAGCUUUCAAAGCACAAGGACUUGGCUUAUCAAGUUAGUGUCAAUGAUGGUACAAGAAAAGCUUUAGAAAUACUGAAACAAAAGGAAGAGUCAAAGACAAUCACUGCUGAUGAUGCAAAAAAAGAUGAGGGUAAGUUGGUCACUGCUGUAAGAAAAAAUGAUGGGAAGUCCCCGAAGAAAGGUAACUUAAGUGUCCCAAAGGACAAGGAGAAGCUAUCUGUCAAAGAAAGAGUCGCAUUGCUUCAAAGGAAAGAACAUAAGGAAACAAGGAAAGAAAAGAGGCAAGAGUCAUCGGAAAGACCUGAAAAGAAAAAGGCCAGGAUUUCCAAGGAUUUAGAGAAAAAUGAUGCCCCUGUAGAAAAGCCUGAAAAAGCAGUUGUACAGAGUCCAAUACCAGAACUUUCAGAUGACUCUUUCCCAGCCAUCUCAUCAAAAUCUUUAGAAAUGCUGAAAAGCCCACCCUCAAACGCUGGUCCGACAUCCAAAGCACCUAAGUUAAAGCUGAUCUUAAAACCCAGAAAUAGAAAUGAACCUUCUUCAGGGCAAGGGAUCAACAGCAGCAAGUCAUCUGAACAAAAACCAACAGAUGUUCCUGAUGAAACAAAGUUAGAUAACAGAGACAAGCCUGAUCUUGGGGAGGUAAAUAGGGAUAAAGGGUCCAUAGAUUCACCAGUUGCUAUGGAUCUUAGUCCUCUUUCUCCACCCUGCAUAUCCGGUUCAGUUAGCCCCAUAACUGUGGUGUCUUCAAAAGGGAGAUAUAAUCCAGUGGCAUCUUCUAAGGCAGCUCCCGCGACUCCUGUGAAUUCCACUCCAGCUCCAUCAUCGUUUCCUUUCAGCCCUCCUUUUCCACAAGGUCCAUUCAGAAGUCCAGUAUCACCUGUUGGGUUUCAUGGUCAAUCAUUGUCAAUAACUCCCUCAAGUGGAUCUGCUCCUUCCAUCCCUGGCAUUAAUCCCACCUCAUCAACACCAUCUAGUACCCCAAUGCCUUUUGUUCCUCCGGUUCCAGCUAGCCCUGUUUUAACACCAACAUCUGUUGCUCCACCACCUCCAGCUCUUCCUAUGGCUACCACUUUACCUCCAGCAAAUGCACCUCCAACCACUAUACCACAUGGAUUAUAUCCACCAGCCAUUAAUUCUAUGCCACCUAGAAUUGGGAGCCUGCCCACUUCUGUUCCACUUGGAGUAAGGCCUCCUGUAGACAGUCCUUUAUUUACAGUCCCUCAACCUCCAGCAUUCCCUGGAAAUGUUCAGAGGAGAAACAGCUUGGACUCGGUACCCACUAAUGUAUCACCAUCCCCUCGAAUGUUUCCACCGACACUGCCAGGUCAACAAUGGACACCACCUGCUCAAGGGUUUCCAUUCCCCCAUCCUCGUCAACCUGCAGUGAACAUUCCCCCAGCAUCUCUUCCAAGGCCUUCACAUCCUCUUACUAUUGUCAGGCCACCUGUUUUUGUACAGCAGUUGGGUCCUUCACCACAAGUAAACCCCCUAACAGUACAACAAGCAAACACUUCACAACAAUUUGGAUUUCCACCAGUGGAAGCUCUGAGAUUUGGUGUUCCACCAGCAACACCACAGCGAAUGCCUUUUAUGCGUCCCCCUUCAUUACCUAAUAUGGUACCUUUGCCACCCCAACUGGGUGGAAUUUCAGGGACCCCAAUGGCCCCAUUUUUUCAGCAAAUGUCUUUUCAGCAACGUCCUACAGGUUUUUGGCUUGCUCCAGUGAAGACCCCAGCUGUGUCGGAUGCCAAUUUGGGUAGAAUGCCACUUCAUCACAAUUCAGUGCAAAAACAGGCAAAUGGAUCAGUGCCAUCAUCGUCUCAUAAAAGCUCUGAUCCAGUAAAACGGUAUUCAAGAAGUGAUGAUGGUGCUAAAGGGGAAAGAGACGAUAAAAAGGUAGAGAAAAGUGUGCUUCAAAAGAAAAAUUCUGAUGAAAUGAACCCCAAAGAAGAAAAUUCUGUCAACAAACCCUCUUUGGAAGUUUACGAGGUGAAGGAACAUAUUUUAAACACAUCAGAUAUAAGUGAUGAGUGUGUCUCAGAAAGUGACAAAUUGAAAACAGUUAGUGCCACUGAAGAGAAAACAAGUGAAGAGGACGCCCUAGGUACAGAUGCUGGGAAGGAGUUGAGUGCUGAUCAUUUUGAACAACCAAGGGAUAAAAACCAAAUAAAAGACUUCAACAAUUUACAGGUGGAUGAGACACAUAUGCACGAAGAAACACCACUUGAACCGAUGUUGACUUCAGAUGCUCUUAGCAGUAAAAGUGAAAAGGAAUUGUCUGUUGUUGAUGGUGUAGAAGAAGACAAAUGUGCCGAAAUGAAAGAUGGAGACGAUUUUGUAUCAAGGAUGAGGAUCAGUGAAGCCCAGCAAGCAAGCCCGAUGGUGACUUCAGAUGCUCUUAGCAGUAAAAGUGAACAGGAAUUGCCU